Molecule: messenger RNA, 2112 nt
Organism: Athene cunicularia (burrowing owl)
Lineage: Eukaryota; Metazoa; Chordata; Aves; Strigiformes; Strigidae
Gene: CLEC3A
Product: C-type lectin domain family 3 member A
Exons: 3
Coding region: 88-675 (195 amino acids)
Biological process (GO): ossification
Source: RefSeq, a predicted model, not a curated record
CCCUACUGAGAUGUGUCUAUGUGACUUGCUCUCAUAGCUGCUAAAGAGAGUCGCUUGAAGCUCCUUGUUAAGUUCUUUAGAAGAGACAUGGCACAAACUGGACUUACGAUUUUUCUACUCAUAAGCAUACUACUGCUGGAUCAGACCAUCAGCCACGCUUCCAAAUUCAAAGCCAGGAAGCACAGCAAACGUAGAGUGAAAGAAAAAGAUGACUUAAAGACCCAGAUUGACAAAUUGUGGCGAGAAGUAAAUGCUCUGAAAGAAAUGCAAGCACUUCAGACAGUCUGUCUUCGUGGGACAAAGGCCCAUAAGAAGUGCUACCUAUUAUCAGAAGGCACCAAACAUUUUCAUGAAGCCCAUGAAGACUGCAUAGCCAAGGGAGGGACACUGGCUAUCCCAAGGAAUAGUGAUGAAACAAACACUCUUCAAGAUUAUGCCAAGAAAAGUAUGCCUAGAGUGUCUGAGUUUUGGUUGGGAGUCACUGAUAUGAUAAACGAAGGGAAAUUUGUUGAUGUCAAUGGCAUGGCUCUACAGUACUUCAACUGGGAUCGUGCCCAACCGAAUGGGGGGAAGCGUGAAAACUGUGUCUUUUUUUCGCAGUCAUCACAAGGCAAGUGGGUGGAUGAAGUCUGCCGUACUGCCAAAAGAUAUAUUUGUGAAUUUCUGAUCCCGUAAUUACAUAUACAAAUAACCAUGUUUCAGGUUAUUAACGUGAAGGUUUGCUUGUUAGUAACCGCUCCCACUUAGACAGUGGCAAGUUAAAAAUCUCCAUCUCCUGCAUUGUACUCACUCUCUCCUGAAACACAAGGUUUUCUCUAUUAAUUUAUUUUCUAUUCAGAUGCUAAAAGUGUUAUGUUUAGUAAGUGCUCUCAUUAUGUACAGGUAUAUAUAUUAAGUUUUGAGCUACACUGUGUCAUAUUUGAGCAUAUAAUUUCAGCCUGAUGUUCGGGUUGCUGGAAUUCACCUGCUAUUUCUAUGCUUUGUAUUUCCAUGGAAGGAUAGUAUUUACUUGAACUCAGAACUCUAGUGAAUUUAUUGAAAGUUUACAAAAGAUGGCUGUUUCGUGACAUGUGCCAAUAAGGUGUAUGGAUCCUUUCAGUUCCAGUGUUUAAGAGGGACUCUGGGAUUAUGUGAGCUCCUGUGAAAAAUGACCAACAUCCUUGUAGAGUUUAACAGGGUGAAUCUGUGACCAGGAGUUUUACUUAUGUGUUAAGAAAGCCAAAUGAAACAGAAAAAUCUGUUAAUUUUUAAACUGCAUGGAGUUAAAAGUGACACGCUGCUAGAAAAUGGGGAAAGUAGCUGUUCUAAAACAUCAGUUAGUCUAAACGUGUUUGCUUCUAAAUGUCUCAAUUAUGGUUAAAUAUUAGAUGAUGUCAUGUGGAACAUUCCCACUGAAGAAACCAGCCUGGGACUACAUCAUACCUCUACCAUGUAAUGCUUUCAUAAGAUGCGCAAAAGCCUUCUCUCCUGCAGGAUCAGAAAGAGGCUUUAUAAUUCAGACAUAACACUGCCUGAAAACACAACUAGAGAGGAAGGAUCCCCUUUCUGAGCACAACAUCUCUGCUCACUCGCCUCUCUACAUGGCAGGCAGCACAGCCAAAAGGCACAAAAGAGUGGGGCCAAACUGCAGCUCAUUUGGCUGAUUCAACACCUGACAUUUGUAAAAGUAAAAUGUGCUUGUUAUUUUUUGCUGUUCUUAACCUCACAAUAGAUUUGCCUUUAUGUUAUAAAUUGCAGUUUCUCUCUUGUAUAAAGGAAUUUCAUUUAAAUAUUUAAAUAUAUUGCUGCUUGGAGGCUAAUUCCUACUUUUUAUCUUUUAGUUGUGCAAGAUUUUCUUAAAUUAUGCAAUAAAUCUGUGAUUACUGGUAUUUAACUCUAGUAAUAUUUUUCACAGCUUAUGCAUCCAUGUGAAGACCACUUUUUCCUAGAACUUUUCUUGAGGGUUCAAAAAGGAUACUGUCUUUGGGCACAUUAUACUAUACUUUUUUUUUUUUUUUUUUACUAGGGUACCUACAUAUCACAGGACAAAAUUUGGAUCCCUGCAUGCCUAAAUGCUACAUGAGAUGCAACAGUUCAACACAUCACUAAUGUGUCAUAAAUAAUUUCAUUUCG